UGGCGUCAACCGAAAUCCGGUGUUUAUUUUUAUUUAUUACUUUAUUGUCUAUUUUGUGGUGAUAUGAUUAAAUAUAAAUGUAAACACUUAAUAAAUGUGUGUAAGUGUUAAAUCAAUGGCUACUAUUAGCGUGGCUAAGGACCCACUGGGUAACAAUUCUGACAGAAAUGAAUCUUCAUCUGACGAUGAGUGUUUGCUGGAUUUGAAACGAAAAUACAAUCUUUCUAAGGACAUUAAAAUACAGCGGAAAUAUGAUAAUGAUAGUGAUGAGCACGCGAUCCUUCCUGAAGUCUUGGUUAAAGUAGAAGUAGAAGAAAUUGAUGACGACCAACCCUUAGAUUAUACGAAUAAAAGCGAUGCACCCCCGCCAAAGAAGAAGAAAAAAAGGAAGGUGGUGUCAAAACCAAGGACAUUUCCCUGCCCAUCAUGUGACAAAGUUUUUGAUAGAGCUCCUGAAUUAAGAGAGCACUCUAUUGUGCAUCAGGUUCAAACCAGACACAAAUGUGAGCAUUGCGGCCGAUAUUUUAACAAGGCGUUUAGUCUACGGAUGCAUAUGCGCGUACAUGUGGGUAGGGAGCUUAAAUGUCCACUAUGUGACCUCACCUUUUCAAUGAAAAUAAAUUUGGGUCGUCAUCUGAUGUCGCAUGAGCGUACCGAAGAGUGCACGCAAUGCCCCGCGAAAUUUCAUACCAAAAAGGAACUGGAUGAUCAUAACAAGAGCCACAUGGAGAGUCCACCUGAAAAUAAGUCAAAAUCAAAAGGAUCUCAAUCUAAAACUGAAGGCACCAACAUCAGUGUCAAAGUCAAAGUAGAGUCUGAAGAUCAGAGUGAAGACUUGAAUAGCAGUACAGAACCAGAACCACCAGUUCCUCUAAUAAAACACGACGGAUUCAUCAAGCGCGACCAGUUAAGUCAUCCCACACAAUGUGCUAUAGUUAGUAAAAUGCAUAAAGGAAGAUCAAUACCUGAUAUAUGCCGGCUCUACAAUCUAACGCCUGAAGUAGUCAACGAGAUUUGGGAGGAUCGCGAAAAGUAUAUAUUACCCAAAAAGGCAGGUAAAAGAUCCACCAAGUACAUGAACAAAAUAUUGGAUAAUAGAAUAGUGGAAUGGUUCCAUAAUCAACGUAGUCAAAAUAUACAGGUCUCAGGGAAAAUGUUGCAAGAUAUUGCAGAGGCUUUUGCCAAAGACUGUGGUUUUGUUGCAUUCAAUGGUAGCAAGAAGUGGCUAGAUAGAUUUAAGAAGAGAUACAGCAUAUGCUUGAGAGGAACUCCAUCUAAACGUGAUUACCACAAUUUAUCAAUUGAAUCCAAGUGGAAAAAGCAAUUCUUCAAGGAGAACUGGUGUGAUGUACGAUUUGGUAUACCUGAUGAGGACAUCUACACUGCAGAUGAGGUAGGUCUAUAUUACAAUCCUUCUAAAGGCCGGAUCAAGAAAUUAGGCGGUAAAAAAUUCAUCCAAGGGUAUGCAAAAGAUCGGUUAUCUAUAUUUAUGUGUACAAAUGUCUCCGGACUUGAUAAAAAGAAGUUAUUUGUUUGUGGUAUUGAAGACCCAUUGUUACAUUCGCAUAGAGAUCCCGAUACACUACCAGUUACGUACAUAAGACAUUGUCAAGCGCAUUUCACUACAUCUAUGUUUGAAGAAUAUGUUAAAUAUUGGAAUAGGGAGCUACAAGUUUUAAAUAAGAAAGCGGUAUUGAUACUAGAUCGUGCUACAAUACAUACUAAAUUGCAAUUAUCUCAUUUGAAACUAGUCUUCGUCCCUUGGAAAGCAUCGACAGGAUUGAUGCCUAUAAAGAAUGGCAUAUUUAUUCGUUUUAGGGAAGAAUUUCGUAGAUUGAUCAUAGAGGAAAAGGCUAUGAAUGCUUUAAGGGGGAUUGAUAGAAACCUGACGUGUUUGGAAGCAUUGCAUAUUGUCCAAAAAGCAUGGGAUCGGACGCCACCAGAAAUAAUUACUAAAGCAUUUAUUGAUACAGGUUAUGAUGUGAAAAAGUUUGAUACACCUUCUGUGGAGAUACCAAAAAUAUAUGAUAAUGACGAAGAAAUGAUGUGUAAUAUGUUGAAAGACUAUGAUGUUGAGUCCUAUUUUACUGACUUGUCAAAUUUAGAUAUGUAUUUGACGGUAGAUGAAGAAUUAUUGACUGGUCAAGGCACUAAUGGGUCUGUAUUUGGGGGGAAUCAUAAAGUAAUAGAGCCAGUAGCAUUUGCUGAUAAAGAAAAGGAAGAAAUACUGCCACUUGCUACUGAAAAACCAGAAUCGGAUGAGAAGGAGACUAUUAUUAAGAAAACGAGAGCGCUAGAAGAUUUAGAGACAGUGCGAAGGUAUCUGUUGUCGAAUAAUACUAGUUAUGAGACAUAUUGUUCGUUCAUGGAAGUAGAGAAGUGUAUAAUGAAAAGCCCUAUUGAAUAUAAAUAAUUGUUAAUAUGUUUAUGUUGAUUAGUUUAUAAGCUUUUGUAAUGAAAGUAGUUGGAGUAAUUUGUAAGGUGGAUUAUACCGUAAGACAAGCAGCGACUGUAUAACUUAAUAAAUUUUAUAGACAAGAUAUAUUAAUAUUUAUUUAGCAAAAUAACAGAUUUCUAUACUAACACGGGCCCACUUGGUUGCUAUGCAGCCUAUCUCUAUCGAGGGAGCAUAGCAACCAAAUGCACUAAUCGGCGUCCAUCGGAACGUUAGUCACAUUUGAAUAACGACUAUGAUGUCAGCCUAUUUAGUGUAAUUGGUUAGUUCUUUAGUUUUUUAUUCAGAUAUAUUGUCGCUAUAGAAAUGGAAUUACGGUGUUUGCCAUCUCAUAUUUGAUUACUUCGCAUGUUAUGCCAUGGCGUAGGUGACAUACUCUAAAACAUUUUUGUUUUUUGAAGUCAAAAUUGAGCUUUUAUAACA
Molecule: messenger RNA, 2878 nt
Organism: Achroia grisella
Lineage: Eukaryota; Metazoa; Arthropoda; Insecta; Lepidoptera; Pyralidae
Product: tigger transposable element-derived protein 4-like
Exons: 5
Coding region: 95-2413 (772 amino acids)
Cellular component (GO): nucleus
Molecular function (GO): nucleic acid binding
Source: RefSeq, a predicted model, not a curated record